Hevea brasiliensis (rubber tree) is the source of this 1647-nucleotide messenger RNA. Its product is annotated as probable receptor-like serine/threonine-protein kinase At4g34500. The transcript is spliced from 9 exons. NCBI's taxonomy places the organism in Eukaryota, Viridiplantae, Streptophyta, Magnoliopsida, Malpighiales, Euphorbiaceae. Gene Ontology annotation, molecular function: protein kinase activity; ATP binding. The coding region runs from base 1 to 1647 and encodes 548 amino acids. Gene Ontology annotation, biological process: protein phosphorylation. The record is from RefSeq and is a predicted model, not a curated record.
AUGGCUUGCGUGAUGAAUUGUUUCAGAAGCAACGAGGCAGAUCACCGCGCUGACACUGCAGAAGCAACUGAUAAGUUUUCCAACGGCAAACUCCUCGGCGAUGGUGGUUUUGGUAUAGUCUUCGAGGCAACACUAGGUGGCAAAAAAGUUGCCAUUAAGAAACUUAAAAUUGGUCGGGAUGAAAGGCCGCAGUCGAAAGAAGAAUCGGAGAAGGAGAUUAAAGUUGUUAGCCAAGUGAGUCACAAAAAUCUGGUUAAGCUGUUUGGAUACUGCAUUGAAGGAGACGAUAUAUUGCUUGUUUUAGAGUACGUUCCAAAAAAAUCUUUGAGACAUCAUUUACAUAUGGUCGCAGAUUUUGGGCUUGAACUUCUUUUUCCGGAAACUGGCAGCCUCACUCACAUCACUAGAUUAAACAAGGGAAAUGAAUUUUAUGCAGAAGCAGAGCAUUAUCCUACUCAAAAUGUUGCCAAAAAAUCAUAUGUUUAUUCCUAUAAUAAUCCUGAGUCUAGUGGAUCUAAUAAUAUUGAGCCCAAUGGAUCUCAGAAACUAAAGCCUCAUGUCAGUUCAAAAACUAAUGAAUCUCAUAAUUUUGAGCCUAAUGAAGCUCAUACUGUUGAGUCCAAUGGAUCUCUAGAGCCGAAGCCUCUUGUCAGUUCGGAAGUUAAUAGAUCUCAUAAUGUUGAGCCCAAUGGAUCUCAGAAGCAGAAGCCUCUUAUCAGUUCAGAAGUUAAUGAAUCUCAUAAUGUUGAGCCCAAUGGAUCUCAGAAACCCAAGCCUCUUGUCAAUUUGGAAGCUUAUAAUGGCAUUGAACAGAGGCAAUUUACUUCUCGAGAACUCGCAAUCGCAACUAAUGGUUCCUCCGAUACCACUAAUGGCACUGAGAGGUUUCAAGAUCAUCAGCAGAGGAAAAUUAAUUUUCAAGAAGAUUAUCAGCCUAGAAGAUUUACUUAUCAAGAACUGACAACGGCAACUGGAGGUUUCUCCGAGGACAACCGUCUUGACGAGGGUGCUUUGGGCCAAGUUUAUAAGGGAGACCUAAAUGGUGAAAAGGUGGCAGUUAAGAAAUUUAAUAAUCCUAGGAAGCAAGAAGAAGAAUACACAAAGAUGAAAGCUAUUGCUAGUGGAUACCAUCACAAAGAUCUUGUUAACCUUAUUGGAUGCUGCGAAGAAGGAGCCAAUAGACUGCUUAUUUAUGAGUUUGUUCCGCAGUUGGAUACAUGGCAUGCAGAACUAAAGCGUUUAGGUGAGGACGGUUGUUGGUGCAUAUUUCAUGUAGCUUGCAUACUAUCGGCAGAAGCCUUGGCAAAUGAACGUGCGAAAGAAAAUAUUUACUCGUGGCAUAUGCCAGUGCAUUGGAAGGACGCAUUUUUUUUUUAUGAUCAUCAUCAACACAAGAUGUAUGGCUCUGAGUACACUAGUACCCUUAAGUUUACUGAGAAGACUACUGUUUAUUCUUAUGGUGUAAUGCUUCUGGAGAUGAUAACUGGAGAAGAACAUUUUGAUGAUAUAGUUCAAUGGAUACUUGAAGUUGUUAAAGGAAAACUCGAUCUGCAAGAUCUCUACAAAGGGGAACAACAGCUAACAAAGCAAGUUGAGCCAACCUUCGGCUUGGAAUCUCUGCCCAAGCCCAAGAUUAUGGCAAGUUGA